Messenger RNA from Egretta garzetta (little egret), 900 nucleotides. RefSeq names its product erythroblast NAD(P)(+)--arginine ADP-ribosyltransferase-like. NCBI's taxonomy places the organism in Eukaryota, Metazoa, Chordata, Aves, Pelecaniformes, Ardeidae. Gene Ontology annotation, molecular function: NAD+-protein-arginine ADP-ribosyltransferase activity; NAD+ poly-ADP-ribosyltransferase activity. The record is from RefSeq and is a predicted model, not a curated record. The transcript has a single exon. The annotation marks the transcript as partial.
UUCGACGACCAGUACCGGGGCUGCAGCCACAUAAUGGAGGAGGAGCUGGAGGAGCUCAACCGCACCGAGUUCGCCAAGAACAGAGUCUACGCCCAGGUUUGGAAAUUUGCCACUGCCGUGUGGCGGAGCCAGGGGGGCCACAUCCCCCAGGUGCCGGAACUGCGGUGGGAGCACGCAGUCGCGAUCAUGGCGUACACCCUGGAGAUGCCAAGCCACAAUCCCAUGUACAAGGUGUUCAACGCCGCCGUGCGCGAGGCUGGGCGCUCCCGCGAGGAAUACCUGAACAACUUCCACUUCAAGGUGCUGCAUUUCCUCCUGACCAAGGCCCGGCAUGCCCUGUGGGAUGCCCAGACCCGAGAGUGCCACUGCGUCUCCCGGGGCGUCCAGGGCAUCCGCUUCAUCGCCCAGCGCCACCAGUCUGUCCGCUUCGGCCAGUUCACCUCUACCUCCUUCUGCGACAAGGCCGCCCAGGAAUUUGGCAUUGACACCACCUUCAGGGUGCAGACCUGCUACGGCGUCCCCAUCAGGGACUUCUCCGCCAUCCCCACGGAGGAGGAGGUCCUCAUCCCACCCUUUGAGGUCUUCAACGUCACCAAGGUCACCCACAAAGGGAACAGACCCAUCAUCCACCUCCGCUCCAAGAACACGAGCAGCACCUACAACUGCGAGCUGGCAAAAGGUGACGUCCCUGGGGGACGGUCCCUCCCCACCGCCGGGGUGCAGGGGCUGCGGGGCAGCCCCGCCCCACCAGCUCUGCCGGGAAAGGGGGGGGGUCUCCAUCAUGGGGAGGGUGAGGUUGGGAGCUCGAUUUCAGGCAACGUCCUUGCACAUCUCCCAGCCGCCCUCACCCGGGGUUUGCAAUGGGGCCCUUGGCGGCACGGCACAGCACGGCACGGCACG